Molecule: messenger RNA, 1527 nt
Organism: Alligator sinensis (Chinese alligator)
Lineage: Eukaryota; Metazoa; Chordata; Crocodylia; Alligatoridae
Gene: ACAT1
Product: acetyl-CoA acetyltransferase 1
Exons: 13
Coding region: 1-1278 (425 amino acids)
Biological process (GO): fatty acid beta-oxidation
Molecular function (GO): acetyl-CoA C-acetyltransferase activity
Source: RefSeq, a predicted model, not a curated record
AUGUUUAUACGAGGCUCAGCACGACACUGGACGCUGCCAUCUACCGCCCUGCUUUACGGGUGGCAGGCUUUGAAAUAUACAAACCGGAGUUAUGCGUCCCAGCGAACUUUAAAUGAAGUGGUGAUAGCAAGUGCUGUAAGGACACCUAUUGGAUCUUUCCAGGGAUCUCUCUCAUCAUUGCCAGCCACUAAACUUGGUUCUGUUGCAAUCAAAGGAGCAAUUGAAAGAGCAAGCAUCCCUGCAGAGGAAGUGAAAGAAGUGUACAUGGGUAAUGUCCUGCAGGCUGGACAGGGGCAAGCUCCAGCAAGGCAAGCUGUAUUGGGUGCAGGUUUACCAAUCUCAACUCCUACUACAACUAUCAAUAAAGUUUGUGCUUCAGGAAUGAAAUCAAUCAUGAUGGCAGCACAGAGCCUAAUGUGUGGGAAUCAGGAUGUAAUGGUGGCUGGUGGCAUGGAGAGCAUGUCUAAUGUUCCCUAUGCAAUGAUCAGAGGAACUACACCUUAUGGAGGAGUAAAGUUGGAAGACUUGAUUGUGAAAGAUGGGCUGACUGAUGUUUACAACAGCAUCCAUAUGGGUAAUUGUGCCGAGAAUACUGCCAAGAAGCUUACCAUUUCACGUGAGGAGCAAGACACUUAUGCCAUUAGCUCUUACACAAGGAGCAAAACAGCUUGGGAAUCGGGACUACUGGCAAAGGAAAUUGUUCCUGUCUCUGUUUCACAAAAAGGGAAGCCAGAUAUAGAAAUGAAAGAAGAUGAAGAGUACAGGCGUGUUGAUUUCAGUAAAGUUCCAAAACUGAAGACUGUUUUUCAAAAAGAAAAUGGGACGGUCACAGCUGCCAAUGCCAGCACGUUGAAUGAUGGAGCAGCUGCUUUGGUUGUGAUGACUACAGAUGCAGCCAGGAGACUUAAUGUCACACCGCUGGCGCGAAUAGUAGCUUUUGCAGAUGCUGCUGUAGCUCCGAUUGACUUCCCAAUUGCACCUGCGUAUGCUGUUCCUAAGGUUCUCAGCGAGGCAGGUCUGAAAAAGGAAGAUGUUGAGAUGUGGGAAAUCAACGAAGCGUUCAGUGUCGUGGUCUUGGCCAAUAUCAAAAUGCUCGGUAUUGAUCCUCAGAAGGUGAACAUACAUGGAGGGGCUGUCUCUCUGGGACAUCCAAUAGGAAUGUCUGGCGCAAGAAUCGUGGCACACAUGGUCCAUGCACUGAAGCAAGGACAGCAUGGUCUUGCAGGCAUUUGCAAUGGAGGAGGUGGAGCUUCUGCUAUACUGAUCCAAAAGCUGUAGAUGGCGGUCUGAAAUGUUAGGCCUUAAACUUAGUAAUAAUCAAGUAUCUUAAAUGGUGGCUGUUACAUUUUAUUUAAGAAUUUGCAGACUACAUAAACCUCUGGCAGCUGCAGCUUAAGUAUUUCUUCAGAGCAAGUCAGAAAUACUGACAUCUGUUUUUUAUUACUUCAGUCUGAACAAAAAUGUGUCUAAUUAUGGAAAAAAAAUACAAACUGUCAGAAGCCAAUAAAGGUUGUAUCCUUACGCUGA